Messenger RNA from Lingula anatina, 1882 nucleotides. RefSeq lists its product as uncharacterized. The record is from RefSeq and is a predicted model, not a curated record. NCBI's taxonomy places the organism in Eukaryota, Metazoa, Brachiopoda, Lingulata, Lingulida, Lingulidae.
GGUCCAAUCAUGGCGCCCCCCCCUCACGACGGCAUGAGAAAGAAACUUUGAUAGAUCCUCCAUGGCCUUGGUGAAUUUGCCGGAUGGAGUGAAGGUCAGGCCGAGGCGCAGCAUGGCGCAUACACCAGCAGGACAACAGAUAGAGAUACUUCAAGAGAUCCUCGAUUCUGUUCUGGAAUCACCUGAUGCUCAGGUUCCUGUCAACCUUGAACUAGAACAACAAAGGACUGAUGGAAAUAUGUUGCCUGUUGAAAAUGUUGACAUGGGACAUGAUAUUGGAAUAGUUGGCUUUGGGCAUGUAAAGGCACAACUAGUUGCAGGCCCUGAGCAUCAGCUGAUUAAAGUUCGGGUCACUUCCAAAAAAUUGCGCCUUUUCUUUGCAAAAACAUUUGUCGCAUAUCAGGGGGAAUUAGUCCAUAGCUGUGUCUUCAUGAUGGCAGAUUCCAGCAUGAUCUUUUUCUUCUAUCCUGCCAUGCUCGCUUCAUCCUGGGAAAGUGCUGAGGUUUGGCGCUCUCACAUGGGCAGUGUUCAAAGUCUCAUGCAAGUUAUAACCUCAUUUUGGAGGAGGCUAGCCAACCUGCAUGGAAAGGGAAUCAGCCCUGGCCCUGUAGAAUUGGCUGAUAUUGUGAUCAAUAAAAGUGGAGAAAAUAGUGUGAGGUUCAUCAAUAUGAAAAAACUUACCAACUUCUCAGCAAGCAAAGCAAGUCAAGAUAUUGAAGAUUGUGCCAAGGUCAUGCUUCAGCUGCUGUUGCCAUGUCACUUCACUACUUGGCCCCUAACACGUUCAGACUGGAAGAAAUGUAAAGAAAACUUGCCGCCACAACUUGUGGACACUCUGUGUCUUGCUGCUAAUGGGGAGAAGUCUGCUGAACACAUUUGGAUGUUAUGUGGACAGGCUGAGAAACGUUUGAGUGAACAUGGAGUGCAGUGUACAGAUGCAAACCCAACUGCUGUUGCUGAUGACAGAUGUUUGGCUCAACCUGUCUUAGUUUCUGACAAUGAAGAAUACCCAGCUAUAGAUACAAGUACCAUUGCUGUUGCUGAUGACAGAUGUUUGACUCCACCUGUAUUGGUUUCUGGCAAUCAAGAAACACCUGCCAAAGCAGAAAGUCAUAGUAUGACAAAGCAGAACAUAGGAGCUGACAGCAGCAUGAGUUAUGAUCUCAAUGACCAAGUGGACAGGGUGGACAGGGAGGCUAUUAGCCUGAACCCUCAGCAGUCUGCCACAGACAGCUUGCAUGAUUGCUUCGAAUCCACUGAUUGGGCAGCCCUUAAAUCGGACAACAGCAUCCAUGACUUCACUCUAGUGGUAACUGAAUACAUCAAGUUUUGUGAAGAGAUCUGCAUUCCUUCUAGGACUAUUAAGCAAUACCCGAACACUAAACUGUGGGUUGACAAGAACAUAAAGAAUCUUAUAAAAGCUAAAGACCAAGCGUACCGUGAGAAAGAAACAGAUGUUGCAGCAUAUCAUAAAACAAAAUUGGACCUAAAAACUGCCAUCAAAAAAGCAAAGAAAAAGAUGAAUUCAAAAAUCGAACAGAAAUUCCAGUCCAAUAGUGCAAAGGAUCUCUGGGACAAUAUCGCUCUUGUCACACAGUAUAAAGGGUCCAGACGUGCCGUUGAUACAGAGGACUCCACACUCCCUAAGAAGUUGAAUGAGUUUUAUUCUCGUUUUGAUAGGACCAACCACACUCAGGUCCACACACCAACCCAAGGGGAGCGCGUGCCGCCAUUUACUAUUCAAUCAUGGCAAGUCAAGUGUUAUUUCUCGGCUUUAAACACCAGGAAAGCUCCAGGCCCUGACAGUAUAACAUCACGACUUUUAAAGGAAUGCGCAGCCCAGCUUUCAGAUGUGUUCGCAGAUAUUCAACUGGUCAAUUGA